Messenger RNA from Caenorhabditis sp. 36 PRJEB53466, 2338 nucleotides. Lineage: Eukaryota; Metazoa; Nematoda; Chromadorea; Rhabditida; Rhabditidae. The record is from the annotation of a GenBank genome assembly.
AUGACUCGUAGUAGUCUUUUCGAAGAGUUGGCAGCGAUCGCCAAAGAACGAAUCAUGAUCAUCGACGGAGCGAUGGGAACGAUGAUUCAGAGAGAGUAUAUGGAGGAGCACGACUUCCGCGGAGAGGUAAUUCAUUGAUUUGUAAACUAAUUAAAACCAGUUUUUAUCGAAUAACAUCAAAAACUUAACGUGGCACGUGAUAAGAAGUACGGGACAGAGAACAGUUCACUUAUUGAUGUUAUCAGAAAGUGGUCAAAUACCAGAGAAUGAAUGAGAAUUGCAGAUUCUGAAAGAUCACGACAAACCACUGAAGGGAAACAACGAUUUGCUCUCGAUCACCCGUCCGGACAUCAUCUACAAGAUCCACAAGCUUUAUCUGGAAGCGGGAGCCGACUUCAUCGAGACGAAUACUUUCUCGGGAACAACCAUUGCUCAAUCAGACUAUCGUUGCGAGCAUCUCGUGCAUGAAAUCAACUUCCAAUCGGCUCAAGUCGCCAGGAAAGCAGCUGAAGAUGUGGGAAAGCUACAGGUACGGAAAAAAGUGUUUCUCUAGUUCAGAAGUUGAAUUGUUUCUCCCACCCAGGUAGACGUCGUUAUGUGUGCGGAGCGAUCGGGCCCACUAACAGAACGCUUUCAAUUUCGCCGUCAGUUGAGAAACCCGACUUUAGGAACGUCAGUGAGUAUCUUUUCACGAAUUCUAAAGCGAAUUGUACUGUUUGCAGCCUUCCAAGAACUGGUGAAGGCGUACGGAGACCAGGCGCGCUCGCUUCUGCAAGGAGGAGCCGACGUGCUUCUCGUGGAGACCGUCUUCGAUUCGGCCAACGCGAAAGCCGCCCUCUUCGCCAUCCGAACUCUUUUCGAGGAUGAAGGCGUGCCAGAAGUGCCCGUUUUCCUCUCCGGCACCAUCGUCGACAUGUCCGGUCGAACACUGUCCGGACAGACAGGUGAAGCGUUCCUUGUCUCCACGAGACAGGGACAUCCGAUGGCCGUCGGGUUGAAUUGUGCGCUCGGAGCCAAGGACAUGCGACAGUUUGUGGAGAAUAUGUCCACGUGGUCCGACACUCUUAUCUUGUGUUAUCCGAACGCAGGUCUCCCGAAUGCUCUUGGAGGAUACGACGAAACGCCGGAGGAAAUGGCCGCUGUGCUCAGCGAGUUCGCCCGUGACGGUCUCGUCAACAUCAUCGGUGGCUGCUGCGGAACCACGCCGACUCACAUCAAGGCGAUGUACGAUGCAGUGCAAGGCAUUUCCCCGCGUGUCCCUCCGUCAGACCCGCACGCCGGAAAAAUGCUGCUCUCCGGCCUGGAACCCUCUGUCGUGGGCCCUGAGACCAACUUCGUGAACAUUGGAGAGCGUUGCAACGUGGCCGGAUCUCGCCGUUUCUGCAAUCUCAUCAAAAACGAAAACUACGACGCGGCAAUCGACGUGGCACGAGUUCAGGUGGACUCUGGAGCACAAAUCCUCGACGUCAACAUGGAUGACGGUCUUCUAGACGGUCCCUAUGCGAUGGCAAAGUUCCUGAGACUCAUAUCGUCCGAGCCCGACGUCGCCAAGAUCCCAGUGUGCAUCGACUCGUCCGACUUUAACGUCAUCAUCGCGGGUCUCGAAGCGACGCAAGGAAAGUGCGUGGUCAAUUCGAUUUCACUGAAAGAAGGAGAGGAAAAGUUCAAAGAAAGAGCGAGAAUUGUGAAGAGAUACGGAGCGGCGGUGGUGGUGAUGGCGUUCGACGAGGAAGGACAGGCCGCAGAGACGGAUCGGAAGUACGAGAUUUGCGAGCGAUCAUAUCGCAUUCUGACCGAAGAAGUCGGCUUCGACCCGAACGACAUUAUCUUCGACGCCAACAUUCUCACAAUCGCCACCGGAAUGGAAGAGCACGCGAACUACGGAAUGUACUUCAUCGAGACAGCCCGAAUGAUUCGCGAGAACCUUCCGGGCGCGCACGUCUCCGGCGGAGUCUCCAACAUCUCCUUCUCAUUCCGUGGAAUGGAAGCUAUUCGCGAGGCGAUGCACUCCGUCUUCCUCUUCUACGCAAUCAAAGCCGGCAUGGACAUGGGAAUCGUGAACGCGGGCGCGCUUCCGCUCUACGAAGACAUCGACAAGGCUCUGCUUCAUCUCCUCGAGGAUCUUCUGUUCAAUCGGGAUCCAGAGGCGACGGAGAAACUACUGGUGGCGGCGCAGGAAAUGAAGAAAGACGGGAAGAAGAGCGACCAGAAGACGGACGAGUGGAGGGAGACGACUGUGGAGGAGCGGUUGAAGUACGCGCUCGUCAAGGGAAUCGAUCAGUUCGUGGUUGCGGAUACGGAAGAAGCGAGGCAGAAUACCACCAGAUAUCCCAGGUAA